AUGAUCAACUUCUCCCGACUAAAACAAUUCAACACAAAACACCAGCUCGCACUGAUCUACCCCGACACAUGGAACUCCGAGGGCAAAUCAGCCGUCUCCGCGAGGCGAUUCCGCAUCAUGAACAAGAUCAGAACCGAAUACCCGCACAUCAACCUGCACCCCUCCCCCGUGCUGCAGCUCCCAAACGGUGAUGCCACCUGGGGAGCUUCCAUCACAAAGUUCCACGCCUUCUCCCUGGUCGACUACACUCGCGUAUUGGCAUUUGAUUCAGACACGCUAGUGCUGAACAACAUGGACCACUACUUCGAGGCGCCGAGGGCGGUUCUUGCCGUGCCGAGGGCGUAUUGGUUGGGGGAUCUGAGGAAUACUUCUCUCUCCAUCAACGAGCAGAUUCUGGGAUCGCAUGUCAUGUUGUUGGAGCCGAACACCAGGCGCCAUGACAGGAUCGUCAAGGACGCCAUGGACUCGGGUGAGUUUGACAUGGAGGUGGUGAACAGGCUGUUUAAGGGCUCGGCGAUGAUCCUGCCGCACCGGGGACUGGCGUUGCUGACGGGGGAGUUCAGAUCAAAGGACCAUUCGAGGUACCUGGUUGGGGAAGGGGAGGAUGGGGAGGAUGGGGAGCAGUGGGACGCGGUUGCGGAGGUCAAAAGAAGCUUUCUGGUCCAUUUUAGCGACUGGCCGUUGCCGAAGCCCUGGAUGUUCCAUACUGAUCGGCAGUGGAGGGAGGCGCUGCCGAGCUGUGAGGAGGCGGAGGAGGAGGAGGAGAGGAGGAGAAAAAGAAGGGGAAGGGGGGAGGACGACUGCCCUGACAAGCUGGUCUGGAGGGGGUUCUAUGAGGAGUAUGACCGGGAGAGGAGGGCAAAGUGCGGGUUCAUUGAUGAGUGA
Podospora anserina S mat+ is the source of this 885-nucleotide messenger RNA. RefSeq lists its product as uncharacterized. The transcript has a single exon. The record is from RefSeq and is a predicted model, not a curated record. Gene Ontology annotation, molecular function: glycosyltransferase activity. NCBI's taxonomy places the organism in Eukaryota, Fungi, Ascomycota, Sordariomycetes, Sordariales, Podosporaceae. The coding region runs from base 1 to 885 and encodes 294 amino acids.